This is a messenger RNA of Megachile rotundata (alfalfa leafcutting bee), 4686 nucleotides long. Its product is annotated as proton-coupled amino acid transporter 2. Lineage: Eukaryota; Metazoa; Arthropoda; Insecta; Hymenoptera; Megachilidae. Gene Ontology annotation, biological process: amino acid transmembrane transport. Gene Ontology annotation, molecular function: L-amino acid transmembrane transporter activity. The record is from RefSeq and is a predicted model, not a curated record. Gene Ontology annotation, cellular component: vacuolar membrane.
AAUCUCAAAAAUCCCCCAAAUCUCCCCAAAUCUCAAAACUAUAAAAUUUCUUUCACCUUAAAAAUGUCUUCCACCUCACCCUAACAGAUACCAUCGUCCAUCCAACCCAUACAACAACUUUUCAUUCCCAACUCCCGCAUUCACAACAUGGAAAAUUUCUAUUAACAUCGGUCAAUGUGUUAAUAAGCUUUCCGCUAGACAAAGUGUUGAGAAACCGUUUGUUCUUUGAACCGAAAAGGUAGAAAUCGUUCUCUGCACGCGACUUCUUUGUUCGAUCGGUGGGUGCUCGUUCAUGGAGCUGGUUAACAGCGGAAUAUUACCGGAGAAAAUCGAAGGAAGCCGGUUAACAGAUGUUCGGUCACGUUUCCGUGAGAAACUGUAUCGUCUGAUAUAUCUUCCAUUAAACUCUGUACGACCUCGAGUCGAUUGUUCGAUGAAAAAGCGGUUACGUCGCGGUUCGACAGCUUAAUUAGAAAACGCCAUAUUCCAGCUACUUUCAAACGGAGUUGAGAAGUAUCUCCGACAAUCUAACACGAAUUUCCACUUAAAUUAACGUAUAUUUGAAAAUAAGUUCGUGAGUCAUUUGUUCUUCGAAUGAUUUAAUUGUUCUUGAAAUAGAAAUUACAGGUUUUUUAAGAUGGAAAUGCAUAAAAGUACCAACGCCAAGAAGAGUUCUAUACGUGGCGACGAGAUGACGCUCAAAGAACCUCACAGAAAUGGCAGCACGUACGGAGCUUUUCAAUCGAAGGACCCGAUUUUGGCGGUGGAAAAAGGAUCCGACAUGGAAAGCGUACACAACGAACAUGGAAUUUCCGUUCACCAUCCGACCUCGUACCUAGAAACAAUGAUGCACCUGUUCAAAGGUAACGUCGGAUCCGGCAUAUUUGCGUUAGGGGAUGCUUUCAAGCAUGCCGGACUAGCGCUGGCACCACCGCUUACGAUCUUCCUUGGGAUUAUUUGUGUUCAUGCGCAACACAUUCUGAUAAAGUGUAACGAUGAGGUGAUGCGUCGUGUUAAUGAUGGCAGUGCCACCACUGGUUUCGCUGGUACCGUUGAAUUGUGCUUUGCUACCGGACCUCUUGCACUCCGAAAAUACUCCGUAUUUAUAAGAAAAGUGGUUAAUGUAUUUUUAUGUGUCACGCAACUCGGAUUUUGCUGCGUUUAUUUUGUUUUCAUCGCCACCAAUAUGCAGCAGGUGUUGGACGUGUACGGGAUCGAAAUGGACGUUCAUCAACACAUGGCUGUGAUCCUGAUUCCCAUAAUGCUCAGCACGUGGAUCAGGAACCUAAAGUACCUGGUGCCGAUUUCCUCGUUGGCAAAUUUUCUGGUCAUAGCGGGCUACAUCGCCACCAUGUAUAUAAUGUGCCACGAUUUGCCACCCGUUCACGAAAGACGAUACGUAGCGGAUUGGCACGAUAUCCCCCUGUUCUUUGGCACUGUGAUAUAUUCUUUCGAGGGUAUUACUUUGGUUUUACCUUUGAAGAAUGAGAUGAAGAAACCGAGUAAUUUCAAUAAACCCUUUGGAGUCCUCAACGUGGGGAUGGUUAUUGUGGGUGGAAUGUUCGUUGCGAUGGGUUUUAUAUCAUAUUUAAAAUAUGGCGACGCUGUGGCGGGAUCUGUAACGUUAAAUCUUGAAUCCUCUGAAGUCUUACCACAGUGCAUUAAAGUUGCCAUCUCGUUGAGUAUAUUAUUCACGUAUGCACUGCAAUUUUACGUUCCCGUUGCGAUCAUUUGGCCGAAGAUCGUCAACCAAUUUGGCCCUUUCAAGUGGCCAAUUGUUGCUGAGACUGUCUUCCGUUCCGCAGUUUGUUUUGUUACAUUUGUCCUAGCAGAAGCAAUACCAAAACUGGGUCUGUUCAUAUCGUUGGUGGGUGCAGUGAGCAGCACCGCCCUCGCGUUGAUAUUCCCACCGAUCAUUGAGAUGGUUGUGUGCUGGCAGAACGCGUCUCUCAGUAUAUUCACCAUAUCAAAAGACAUCUUGAUAGUAUUGAUAGGUCUCUUAGGCUUCGUUACGGGAACGUACGAGAGCAUCACCUCGAUUAUCGACGCGUUUAGCACGUAAUUAAAUUAGUUCGUUUGUAUGAAUCGUCGUUGUUGUAAUUUUGCACACGUGCGCAAUUAACGGAUCAUGACAUGAACGCGAACGUAUAGGCAAUGAUUGUUGGAAAAAGAGCCAGAAUUUAUCGAAAUUUUGUACAUUAUUGUUUACUAUUAAUACUAUUAUUAUUAUCGAUGAUAAUGUUAUUUAUUCGCCUGGCACCAUUUUGAGUUCACGUAAAACGGAUCUUGAAUCUUGCUAUGUAAUAUUGUGUGUAUUAUCUAGACGAGGUAACUUGACCAUCUGUGAUUUGUUUUACUAUCGAUUAUGUGCUUAGGUUUUGUACAUAUGCAAACAGGGUAAACAUAUUUCAAGUUUUUUUUUUUAAAAACGAAUCACGAUUACCAAUUCGUAUAUCCUUCCUAUUGUUCACUAUUAGCAGCUGGUUAAUUAAUAUUACUGUUAAAUUUAGUAACACUUUAACUACUGUAUCUAUUUACUGUAUAUAUUUAUAAAUAAUUGUACUGAGCAUUUGAAAGAAUUAUCUAUCAAAAAUUCUGCACAAUUAUGAAAGACUUAAAAACUUUAAUUUCAGGUCCUCAAUUUUUAAAUUCCUAAUUAGCGAUAACUGUCUUAUUGAAUUUGGUAAUCGUUGUACGUGAUGUAUCAUCGCCUAUAUUACAAAUUAUGCUAAUUGUUUGUGUCCCGAAUGCGACGUAAAGUUAGACUUCUAUCAUAGUUUUAUAGGCUGUCCGAUUAGUUGUAUGGAUUACAUGUAAAAGUGAAUAUUGACUGUUAUUGCAAUUACCGUGAUAUAAGUAGUGAUAUGAAUUAACAAAAGGUUUUAAGGAAAAGGAAACAACAAAAAAUAGAAAACAAAAAUCGACACGACGAAUGAAAUAUACGUUGAUAUAUACUAUUAUAUUAAAUCGUACUCAAAUGAUCAUGUGAUAUAAAAGACAUACGCGUAGAUUAUACCGGAAACGUACAAAUGAUUUUUCGUCGAGAACUGUUGAUUUAAGACUACGAAAUGUUGGUGAACUCUUCUAGAACGUGUCGAUUGCAAUUUUAUGUAUUAUAGCUGCGAAGAUACGAUUUUAUAGUUGUGCCAAAGGGUGACCAUUUUAAUCACAUUUCUUAAAAAUAUUUCUUUUCUCAAAACAAAUGUUUAAAGUCAAUUCUGAAUUAAUACGUUCGCACAUUAAAGAUUCAUCAUUACUUUUUAUAAAAUUACAAUGAACUAAUGUAUUUUAGAACAAUGAUGCAUAUUAGGUUAUAUUGUUUGUAAUAUAUUAUUUAAGCCGAUGAACACGUACAUAUAUCAACAUACGCUUGUGGGCAUUAAUGGGUAGUCACUUUCUCAAUUUAAAAACUUUAAACUUUCUGUACAUAUUUUUAAAUUCCUCAGUUUGAAAAUUUUACGAUGUAAAUUUUUAAGUUCCUUUGAAAUCUUGAUUUCACUACCCUUGACUGCCCAUAGCUGUCCACGACUGUCCGGUUGGUCUGCCAAUAAUUUUAUAUUAUAUUAAAAACUUUGAUACUGAAUGUAUUAAGCAUAUAUAUUGUAACAAUAAUCUUGGUCACCCAGAGUUGCAAUUAAUUGUUAGUCGCCACGCGUGUCACCAUUUUGUUAUAUUCUCGAAUUCGUUCUUUUUUAAAGCGACUGAAGAACCCUCGUGGGGAUGAAUUAUAUUUGUAGGUAACGGAUUGUAAUGUCGAUUCGAUGUACAUACGUAUGUAGUUUAUUCACGUUCUUUCUUUCACAGUGACCGAUAUUUAUGAACAAGGGGAUGAAGCGACGAGAAAUUGCAUGAAUUUUGUACGCCGUUAUAGAUGGACAAACUUACUUUAAUACUGAACUUUUUAUAUGUGUACAUAGAUAUAGUGUGAAAAGAAACGUGAUAAAAACUUGUUGGAAAAAAGACAGAAAAUUCAGUUCGAUGUAAAAACUCGAUAUCCGUUUUCAAAGUUAGAUUGGCGUGUGUGUUUAAAAUUUAUAAAUAUCAAUAGAAAAUUACUAACACGUUAGUUAAUUCACGUUCACCGACAACGCGAAAAUCUGUUCGUACGUUUAAAUGUAUCGAACGAAAAAAACCAGUAUUUCAAAAAAAAAGAUGAAAAUUUGAAAUACAAAUGUUAUGAAAAAAAAAUACAAAAUAUCUCAUUGUCAUACGUAGAAAUAUGUAGUUAAGUGUUACACUUGUAAAAUAGUACAAGAAUUAGAAACAUGGAGUACCGUUGUGGAGAUGUAGCGAUCAUUUUGCGUUCGUCCAGUGGCCGCAACAGAAUUAUAAUUGUGCCUAAAAUGGUCUGACGAUGGAUUCCUAAGAUUUCCUGUAGACGCAUUGUACCGACAUAGUAUUAAUUAAACGGCUGGAUAAACCAGAAAAGAAAAAUGGUGCAACUGAUGCAUCUGGAGUACAAAUUCUCUCAGGGAUACUUUAUACAAUGUAGAUAUUGUUAGGUAUCUUUUUUUUAUAGCCUUUUUUUUAAACGACGUUUAAGUGAUGCCUUUCGUUCGUUGCAGGUUGAUGAAUGAGAGUCAAUUUAAACGUGUGUGAUCACGCGUGCUAUCUGUUCAUGUACCACUGUGCUCAGUGAUUCUCGAUUUUGAUUGAUCAUUGGCAAAAUAAAUAAUUCGAAAUUUA